CGCUUGUGCAAACACAGUCACGUCUGCGCCCCUCUUUGUAUCCGCAGCCGUCACAUCCCAGUCCACGUUGAUGAUCCACCGCACUUUGGACAGGUGUAUCAACAUCCCAACAAGAUUCAAGGUGAUUGAACAGCGCUGCUUCGUAAACCUCAAGUGAACGAAACGAGAUCCCGUGUUCGACGUCCUACGCCACCGCAAUCACCAGCCGCACUAGCCCCAAGCUGAGAAAACUUGCAUUGUCGACUGCUUCUCUCGCAUGCGCACGUCAGCACAGCUUAGAAUCCACAACGCUGUUACGCCCGUCUCUCUCGUCGGCGACGAAUCAAGGUAAUGAACGAUGGGCCAGACUCUAAAAAUACCGCACGCCGUGCGGAGCCUCGAUGUGCCCGUUACGAGGAUCCCUCCCAUCGCCGGCUUCGCAGGAUUCAAGAAGCUUUUUUUUUUCCUGCCAUUCUCCGUCCCCCCUUCCCCCCACCACCCAUCGCAUCUCUCCCGUAAGCGUCCGACACGGACGGUGGAGAAAGGGAGAUGGGGGAAAGGAAUGGCGGCGGAGGACUCGGACCGAGCGAGAAAAAGAAGAAGAAGAAGAAGAAGAAGAAGAGGAAAAAAAAAAAGUAUCACUACCACGCUGGAUGACGACGGACGACGACCACGUUUACUGCCGCGCCGGGAUGCCGCGUACGAAUAGAGAGAAAG
Molecule: messenger RNA, 696 nt
Organism: Verruconis gallopava
Lineage: Eukaryota; Fungi; Ascomycota; Dothideomycetes; Venturiales; Sympoventuriaceae
Exons: 1
Coding region: 338-688 (116 amino acids)
Source: RefSeq, a predicted model, not a curated record